Molecule: messenger RNA, 1710 nt
Organism: Paraglomus occultum
Lineage: Eukaryota; Fungi; Glomeromycota; Glomeromycetes; Paraglomerales; Paraglomeraceae
Source: the annotation of a GenBank genome assembly
AUGAAUGCCACCAUGUGGAUAAGUGUCUUUUUAUUUAUCCUUGGUUUCGUUAAUCUUGCGAUAUCGCAAUCAUCCAGCGUCACUCCGCGAUACGGCCACACGGCGACUAUAGUCGAUAAUACCUUAUAUAUAAUAGGAGGGAACUCUGACCAAAGUACCUUUAUAUCAGAGAUGAUUACCAUCGACUUGACACAGUCAUUUAAUACUACUGAUCCCGAUUGGGUUGUAGUAAAUUCAAAAGACAUACCGAAAGUUAGUGGACAUUCUGCUGUGGUCGGCGGAGCAUCUUUGAAGGAAAUUGUUGUCUUUGGAGGACAAGCACCAAUGCCAAUGGCUCAAAAAAGUCUUUUCGUUUACAGCACUGCAAAUAACACUUGGGAUAACAUACAACUUCCCCAGGAGCCUGUGCGUCGAUAUCAUCAUUCGGCGAUCGCUAAUGCAAUGGGUCACAUGAUCGUAUUUGGCGGGAUGAUAGAUUCGAGUGUAGGUGCAGUAGCUUCCUAUGUUGCAGACGAUUACUGGAUAUUUGACACUGUCAUGUUAAAUCAAUGGCGUGGAUUUCCGUGUAUUUCUACUACGCCUGGAAGGAGACGACGGCAUACUGCAAGUGUAAUUGGGACGAAAAUGUUUAUUAUUGGUGGGAUGUCUGAAAACGGCAAUCUUACGGAUUUGGAUGGUUUGUAUGUAUAUGAUAUGAUUUCAGCCGUCUGGUCGUCGCAGUCUGUCGCAGGCCCUAUUCCGAAAGCGAGAUGUGAUCACAGUGCUGUUGUCUAUAAGGAUACAAUUAUAAUAUAUGGUGGGACGGCAAUUGAAGGUGAUGCAUUCGGUGAUGUCGCUGUGUUGAAUACGACAUCUUUAUCAUGGACUUUACCAGAUACGGUAAACCCUCCGCCUCCCAGAUGGAAGCACACUGCAAGUAUAUUUGGUGACAAUAUGCUUGUAGCCUUCGGACGAGUUGGUGCAGGGGCCGACUCGCAUAUGUAUAUAUUAACAAUCAGCAACUGGACAUGGAUUAACGUGUUUAAUUCAUCCGAAGACCCCUCAUGUAAUAAUAAUCCUGCAAAUACACAACCAGCUCCAGUUGUAGAAACGUGGAGCCACAAAAAACUCUGGAUAGGACUUAUGGCUGGUGCAGCUGUGUUGAUCACCGCUCUGUUGGCUAUAAUAUUUAUCAUUCUCAGAUGCAGAAAAGAACCACCAAAACAAACAUUCGAAGUCAUUCGUCAUAAUAGCCGUUAUAAUAAUGCGCUUCCCCCUAUGUCUGCUGUUGCACCACGGAAUCGACCACCCAGUAUACAAGUAAUAGACUCUCCUUACGCAGAUCGAUUCUCAGUCCCGUCAACGCCUCUCACCCCAGGCACCCCUGGGACACCUGGAACGCCUGGGACACCAAACUCGUUAUGCAGAUUACUAUCAAAUUGGAGUCCACGUGUCUCGAGGCAAUUCAAUUGCACAUCAGAUCCACUGCCAUCGCCUUCGCUAUCCUCUGAUGGAGGAAGUAGUAUGCUUGAUGUUUCACGAGAAAUGACUUUGAUACGAGGCCCGUUAGAACGAUUCGCGGAAGGGUUUGGAAGAAGUCUUGGAUCUCUAGAUCAAAUCGAUGGAAUUGAUUAUGAUGUACAGACGAGGGAUAGUAUUAUUGUUAAUAGGUUGCCCCUUGUUGUAGUUAAUCCUGAUCGACAGACGGACUUGUCUUCGGAAGAAGAAUAG